CUCCAACUGGCCAGCAGGUAGGAGGAAGGGAUCCCAUCCUGCCCUUCUUCUGGAAGAGCCAGAAAGGAAGUCAGAGUGGAAACCCCUUGGAAGAUGAUGGCCAUGAAGACCUGUUCUCUGCUCUUGGUGCUCUUGUUCCUGGCAGUGGGGCUGGGAGAAAAGGAAGAGGCUUUCUCCAGAUCCCAUGCGAAGGUUCCUGGCUCCCGACCUCUAGGACCAAGGUAUGCAGAGGGAACUUUCAUCAGUGACUACAGCAUUGCCAUGGACAAGAUCCACCAGCAAGACUUUGUGAACUGGCUGCUGGCCCAGAAGGGGAAGAAGAACAACUGGAAACACAACAUCACCCAGAGGGAGGCCCAGGCCCUGGAACUGGCUGGGCAAUCUCAAGGGAAUAAGGAGGCACCAGAGCAGCAGAGCUCCCUACCCAAGAACCCUGGUGAUGAAGAUCUACUAAAGGAGUUGUUGAUUCAAAAGCUGCUGGCCUGGAUGGUGGACCAGACAGAGCUCUGCACACUCAGGUCUCAGUGACCGACCAAACCCAGUUUCAAGAUUGGACUCUGCCCUUCACUUACUCAGCUCAGCUCUUGCCUCCGCCCUACUCCAGAGUCCCCAAGAGAAACCAAAC
Molecule: messenger RNA, 625 nt
Organism: Ictidomys tridecemlineatus (thirteen-lined ground squirrel)
Lineage: Eukaryota; Metazoa; Chordata; Mammalia; Rodentia; Sciuridae
Gene: Gip
Product: gastric inhibitory polypeptide
Biological process (GO): response to glucose; regulation of insulin secretion; response to starvation
Cellular component (GO): extracellular region
Molecular function (GO): hormone activity; glucagon receptor binding
Source: RefSeq, a predicted model, not a curated record